AUGACUGAGAUUUCGGGCUCAAUUUGGAAUGCAAAUAACUGGCAUUGGGAAGAGAAGGAUUAUUCAAAGUGGGCUAAAGAAGAGAUUAACACAAUAAUGGAGUCUAUUAAAUACUCUUCAGAGUCAACAACUCCUAAAUUUGAACUAUCUUUCUCCAACUCAUCCAUUAAGGGUGAAGCAUCAAUCUCAGUAAGAAAGAAACAACCAAUUCUAGCCUAUGAGUUUUCAAUUUCAGGAACAUGGCUUGUGAAUGAAAUGGAAACUAAAGAAAAGAUUCUUCUAGGCCAAAUUACAAUUCCAGAGUUCUCUGUAGACAAUUAUGAGGAUUUUCCUGUUACUAUUACGUGUAAGGAAGUUUUAAAUAAGAACUAUAACUCAGAUCUCAUUCUUUCAGAGAUAAAAAAGAAAGUUGUUGUACAGCUCAGAAAAAAACUAAUGGAGUUUCACAAUAAACUAUUAAAUAGGGAGAAUGAUCAAAGAAAGAUUGAGAGUGAAAAAGCAAAAAGAGAGGAAGAAAUUAAAACUGCAGAAAUUGCUAGGAUUGAAAAGGAAGAGGAGAAACGAAAAAUUUAUGUUCAACAGAUUGAAAAAGAAGCUUUGAUUAAACAGAGAGAAUCUGAAGCAUCAACGAAAACUUCAACAGAUCCUCAAGCUCAAGGAAGUAUCUGGAAUACAAACAGUUGGCAUUGGGAAGAAAAACCAGAAACCAAUUGGGUUAUUGAUAAACUAACAAAGAUGAUCGAAGAACUCUCUCUAAAAAAAUUGGACUCAAGAAAUUCGAAUUUAAUUCCAAUUAGUUUUUCCGAAGUUAAAGUCACAGGAGAAGCAUCUUCAAGUGUAAGAAAAGGCAAGAAGAUUUGUGUCCUGGACUGUAAUGUAAACGGAAGAUUUAAUGCAACCAUUCAAGAGGGAACGUUUAGUUCAAACAAAGAAUUGAAUCUUAGUGGGUCCUUUUCACUUUCCGAAAUUAAUAUGAUGGACACACACGAUUACGGAAGGAAAAUUAACUUUGACUCAGCAGAAUUGGGAUUAAAAACCGCCAAUAUUUCUGAGUUUAUUGACCUUAAAGAAAAACUAGAAAAACAAAUUUUGGGAUAUUUGGAUAAUGUUAUACAAGAGUUUUGUUUAGAGUUUCUAAAUAAGUAG
Messenger RNA from Cryptosporidium ubiquitum, 1146 nucleotides. RefSeq lists its product as uncharacterized. Gene Ontology annotation, molecular function: protein-folding chaperone binding; ATPase activator activity. The transcript has a single exon. Gene Ontology annotation, cellular component: cytosol. The record is from RefSeq and is a predicted model, not a curated record. Gene Ontology annotation, biological process: protein folding; positive regulation of ATP-dependent activity. NCBI's taxonomy places the organism in Eukaryota, Apicomplexa, Conoidasida, Eucoccidiorida, Cryptosporidiidae. The coding region runs from base 1 to 1146 and encodes 381 amino acids.